Messenger RNA from Balaenoptera ricei (Rice's whale), 723 nucleotides. It is a transcript of the gene ANKRD7, whose product is annotated as ankyrin repeat domain 7. NCBI's taxonomy places the organism in Eukaryota, Metazoa, Chordata, Mammalia, Artiodactyla, Balaenopteridae. Gene Ontology annotation, molecular function: protein binding. The record is from RefSeq and is a predicted model, not a curated record.
AUGAAGAAGCUUUUCACAUUAUGGAGAAGGAAGGAUGAGCCCCACACCCAGCCAGGCUACAACCUUAGAGAUAAGGAUUUAAAGAAACUUCACAAAGCUGCCUCGGUCGGGGAUUUAGAGAAGGUGAAGGAGUAUGUUCAGCUCAAGAAACAUGAUGUGAACAUGCGGGACAGAGAACACAGAACACCUUUGCACCUGGCCUGUGCUAAUGGAUAUUCAAAUAUUGUAUCUCUCUUAAUUGAGAAACAGUGCAAAGUAAAUGUCUGGGAUGGUGAAAACAGAUCUCCAUUGACUAAGGCAGUACAGUGUGACAAGGAGAGUUGUGCUACUAUUCUUCUAGAACAUGGUGCAGACCCAAACCUGGUGGAUUUAUAUGGCAAUACUGCUCUUCAUUAUGCUGCCUGUCAUCAAAGUGACUCAUUAGUUGCAAAACUGCUUGAACACAAAGCUAAUCUUGAAGCUCAAAAUAAGGAUGGGUAUACUCCACUUUUACUUGCCAUUACUGAAAAUAAUGCAGAAAUGGUAGAAUUUCUUCUGAAGAGUGGGGCAGAUGUGAAUGCUUCAGAUAAGAAUCAAAGAACAGCCCUUAUGAUUGCUCUCAGUGAUGAACCAACAAGUUUAGUCAGUCUUCUCCUUCAGCAAGAAGUGAAUCUAUCUUGUCAAGAUAUUAUGGAUUCACAGCUGAGGAAUAUGCUUCUUUCAAUGGUUUUACUAUGUAAGUGA